AAUCUGGUGCCGCUGUUCUUUCGGAUUGCGUCACAAAACAGGCACCAUUGCCCUCUCGUUCAGCGGUCACUUCUGUCCAAGUGGCGUGCGUGGAACGACAGUAGCAGACUGGACAGAACCAUGACACUGGGCAAGGCCUCACCCACUAACAAGACUCCUGGUGACUCUUCCACUGGGCAGACCUCAGUGUCACCUGUUCCUCCCAGCUAUGAGGAAGCUACUGCAGGUGCACCAAAGAUGGAGGCUGGCACUAGUGAGUCUCGCAACAAUGAUGGUGAGAUAGUAACACAGUUCACUUGGGAUGAUCAAAACAUCCGAAGGGUCUUCAUUCGUAAGGUGUACACCAUCCUGUUCAUCCAGCUCUUGGUAACGUUCUCAAUCGUUUCUCUCUUCACUUUUUGUGAUCCCAUGAAGUACUACAUUCAAACAAAUCCAGGGUGGUAUUGGGCCUCUUACGCUGUAUUUUUCGUUACAUAUCUCACUCUGUCUUGCUGCACCGCACUGAGGAGACAGUUUCCAUGGAAUCUGAUUCUGCUUGCCAUCUUUACCCUCUCGCUCUCAUAUAUGACAGGGAUGUUGUCGAGCUUCUACAACACCAAGUCGGUAAUCAUGUGUCUGGGCAUCACUACUGCAGUCUGUCUGCUUGUCACAAUCCUCAGUUUUCAAACUAAGAUUGAUGUGACAGCAUACAGAGGAAUGCUCCUUUUAUUUUGUAUGGUCUUGUUCAUCUCUGGACUGGUACUUGCAGUUGUCCUUCCUUUUCAAUAUGUACCCUGGUUGGACACUAUUUAUGCUGUUUUGGGAGCUAUAUUAUUCACCAUGUUUUUGGCAUUUAACACCCAGCUCGUCAUGGGUAGCAGGCAGUACACUAUUAGCCCAGAAGAGUACAUCUUUGCCAUUCUCAGCAUCUACCUGGACAUCAUUUACAUCUUCUCUUUUUUCCUCCAAAUCGUAGGAACAAGGCAGGAUGAACUACUGUGAACUAUGGAAUAUCAGUCAGAAGUCGCACCCAGCAAGUCAUCUCUCAAAUACUGUUUUAUGGAGAUGAGAAAUAACACAGCCAGUUGAAACCCUCUCCUUGUUUGUGUUUACAGUAGCAUCUACAUGUUGUAUUACUACACAAUAUGCAAAGAUCACAAUAAUUAAGUCUUCUACACCAAAACCCAGGCCACUGCUGCCCUAGCCAGCCUUGUGCAUGAAAUAAUGAAGCCAACUCAGAGAGGAAAAUCAUCUAAUAUGCACUACAGAAAAUGGAAGAAUGGAUCGCUGUUUGUUAAUUCUGAUAAUUUGGUUAUGAUUGUGCCACUGUCAAAGAGUGUAUAUUUUAGGUAUUUUUCUUUGUCUUUCUAUGACAGAAGUAAUGUAUUAGUGCAAAGAAUUAUGUUUAUUUUAAUAUCUGAAUAAACUGGAGUUGGAUUACACUAUCUUGAGCACAGUAAAAUAUGUGAAUACUCAAUCUGAAUUUAAUUCUAUUGUUUUACAUUAUUAACAUGAAUGUGUACACAUUUGUUACUAAUUUGGUCUUCCACCCACAACAAUUAAUUAACCUUGAAUGACCUCUGAAGUUUGUUUUGAGGAUUUUGAUUCAAUGAUAGAGAAUUUAAAGAACGAUUUGACGCAUGUUUUGUUACCUACUGAGUUUCAAAUACAGGAUGUGAACAGUUAUGUAUUGUAACGUGACCAGAGCUGCUGCUGAUGAAAACUCUCACCCAGGAGCUUCAC
Corythoichthys intestinalis (scribbled pipefish) is the source of this 1722-nucleotide messenger RNA. Its product is annotated as protein lifeguard 2-like. Gene Ontology annotation, biological process: negative regulation of apoptotic signaling pathway. Lineage: Eukaryota; Metazoa; Chordata; Actinopteri; Syngnathiformes; Syngnathidae. The record is from RefSeq and is a predicted model, not a curated record. Bases 121 to 981 code for a protein of 286 amino acids. Gene Ontology annotation, cellular component: endoplasmic reticulum; Golgi apparatus. The transcript has 14 exons.